AUGUAUUCAGUCAAGGAAUCACGAAACACGGUGCACAUGUCUGAUGUAAUAGUAGAGGAUUGCCUUCUCUCUGCUCCAUGUAUUCGUUCAAGGAAUCAAAACACCUUGUUCAUGAUAUUUGUUACUCUUACAGAUCUACGUGUGAAGGAAAGAUGCUUUGAGCAGAGAGAAGCUCUUCCUGGGGAGCCUCGCUGUGUUAUAUGUGGUCGAUACGGGGAAUAUAUAUGUGAUCAGACUGAUGAUGAUAUCUGUAGUGUGGAAUGCAAGACUGCUCUUCUUGCUAGAAUUGCCGCUGAAACAAAGAUACCAGUAAAAGCACCAGCACGCAUAAAAGUUCCGUUUGGUGAUGAGAGCUUCUGUGUCCGAGACAAUAAUUUUCCCGAUAUACCGAGUUUGCAUGCCAGCCAGAUCGUUUCACUGAGAAAUAAACUUGACAUUUGUGUCAAGGGUGAGGCAAUUCCUGAUCCAAUCAUGUGUUUCUCUUCCUGUGGUCUUCCUGAGAAGCUUGUGCACAAUCUUGAUGCUGCAGGGUAUACCAUGCCUACUCCGGUGCAGAUGCAAGUCAUCCCUGCAUCAAUAAGUAAUAGAAGCCUACUUGUCUCUGCAGAUACUGGUUCAGGGAAAACAGCUUCUUUUCUAGUUCCUAUAAUUGCACAUUGUUCACGGAGAGAGCUGCAGCAAUGUGAAAGCAAGCGUGGGCCCUUGGCUAUAGUCCUUGCUCCAACUAGGGAGCUAUGCCUACAGGUGGAGGAUCAAGCAAAAGUUCUUGGAAAGGGUUUACCAUUUAAAACUGCUCUAGUUGUUGGUGGAGAUCCCCUGGCUCAGCAAAUAUAUAGAAUUGAAAAUGGUGUCGAGUUAAUUGUGGGCACCCCAGGAAGACUAAUUGAUCUUCUGAUGAAACACAAUGUUGACCUUACAGAUGUUUCUGUGUUUGUUCUGGAUGAAGUGGACUGCUUGCUAGAGAGAGGAUUCAGAGAUCAGGCCAUGCAGAUCUUUCGUGCACUCUCAUGUCCACAGGUUAUGAUGUUUUCAGCAACAAUACAUUCAGAAAUUGAGAAAUUGUCAAACUCACUGUCGAACAACAUGAUACAUAUUUCUUGUGGGAACCCAGGUAAACCAAAUAAAUCAGUUAGACAAGUGGUAAUUUGGGUGGAGUCUAAGCAGAAGAAGCAGAAGAUUUUUGAGAUAAUAAAAAGUAAGCAGCACUUUAAACCUCCUGCUGUUGUAUUUGUGAGUUCCAGAGUUGGUGCCGAUCUCUUGUCUGAAGCCAUUACUGCUGCUACUGGGUUGGAGGUUAUUUCUAUUCAUGGUGAGAAAACAAUGGAAGAGAGAAGAGAAAGAUUGAGACGGUUUCUCACAGGAGAAGUAUCUGUUGUUGUUUGUACCGGGGUCUUGGGACGUGGAAUGGAUCUUCUGAAAGUACAUCAAGUGAUUUUGUUUGACAUGCCAAAUUCCAUUGAUGAAUAUAUUCACCAAGUUGGAAGAGCGUCUCGGAUGGGUAAGGAGGGCGUGGCUAUUGUCUUUGUGAAUGAGGAAGAUAGGAAACUUUUUGGAGAGCUUGCUCAGGUUCUGAAGACUGCAGGAGCUCCAAUUCCUCGGGAACUCUCUAAUUCAAAAUUCACCAGCAGUAUUUCUCUUGGCACUGACAGGAAGAGAAAACUGAGUUCUCGGGCACAUUCUUGA
This is a messenger RNA of Triticum turgidum subsp. durum (durum wheat), 1683 nucleotides long. The record is from the annotation of a GenBank genome assembly. Lineage: Eukaryota; Viridiplantae; Streptophyta; Magnoliopsida; Poales; Poaceae.